AUGGCGCCAAAACAAAUUCCGUUGGAUGUCACUGAAGCCGAAGCUGGAUCUAGUUGUAAAAGUGCGUGGGAUUACAACAACGACAAAUGGACAGUUCCAUUUUACUGUCCUCGCUUGACCGAUGAUUCUGACGAGCGUUACUGCUGUAACCCAGGAAGACUUUACCAGAGAUGCUGCACGUAUUAUGAAUAUUACGGACAUGAUGAAUAUUUAGGUCUAAGCGUGGGUUCUAUUGUUGGCAUAGCCAUUGGAUCCUUGGUCUUCAUUGUGGCCGUGAUUGUUAGCAUCAUCGUGUGCCGUGUGCGCUGCGUUAAGGCUGCGGCUACGCCUACCCAUCAUCCGGUCACCAUGCACACUGUCAGUAUGCCUCAGCAGCCAGGAUUGGUGACCGUUCCGCAGCCAGCGGCACCUGGCUAUUACUACCCUCCAUCCACCCAGUCUGUACCGCCGCCUAACUACGCAGCCCAGCCGGCCCAACAACCACCCUUCCUGGCGAUAACCCCGCCUACCAAAAGUACUAGUCAUUGAGCUACGUGGCGUAACGGCCACCGAUCUCUGUGCUUGCAGACCAGUAAAUAGACCUCAGUGAUAAUAAAACGCACUUACAAAAAUUAUCAAAAACACUGCCAACUCUCCAA
Molecule: messenger RNA, 638 nt
Organism: Patiria miniata (bat star)
Lineage: Eukaryota; Metazoa; Echinodermata; Asteroidea; Valvatida; Asterinidae
Product: protein shisa-4-like
Exons: 4
Coding region: 1-528 (175 amino acids)
Source: RefSeq, a predicted model, not a curated record